Molecule: messenger RNA, 1420 nt
Organism: Lucilia cuprina (Australian sheep blowfly)
Lineage: Eukaryota; Metazoa; Arthropoda; Insecta; Diptera; Calliphoridae
Gene: MAPk-Ak2
Product: MAP kinase-activated protein kinase 2
Exons: 7
Coding region: 295-1416 (373 amino acids)
Biological process (GO): peptidyl-serine phosphorylation; protein autophosphorylation; intracellular signal transduction
Cellular component (GO): nucleus; cytoplasm
Molecular function (GO): calcium-dependent protein serine/threonine kinase activity; calmodulin binding; calcium/calmodulin-dependent protein kinase activity
Source: RefSeq, a predicted model, not a curated record
AAGUGCGCUUUUUUCUACAGCGGGUAGUUUUCGUUUUUCGUUCGUUAUUUGCUCAAGAAAAUUAAAACAAAAUUUAUACAAAUAAAAAAAUUUUGAUAGUGAAUUGAAUGAAUGUUUAUUUCGACUGGUUACGUUUUGUUGUGUCUUUUUCAUUAUUGUGUUCACGCAAAGAAGAGAAUCUAAAAAAAAUAAACAUUUUAAAGAAAACUAAAAAAGAAAUCUAAAAUAAACGAGCGUGUGUGUUAGCAGAUUGCAAACACAGAAAGUUAUUGGAGGAUAAGAAACUGAAAUAAAAUGUUUAAAAUAGCCAAACCACCAAUGAGUCAAAGUGCUGGACAACAUCAGCAGCAUGUACAGCAACGUACACCUAAAACCACGCCUCUAGUCGAUGACUAUGAAAUAUCAAAUACAGUAUUGGGUUUGGGUAUAAAUGGAAAAGUUGUUGAAUGUACAAAUCGUAAAACAAAUCAAAAAUAUGCAUUAAAGGUUUUAUUGGACAGUCCUAAAGCGAGACGUGAAGUUGACCUACAUUGGCGUGUCAGUAGCUGUCGUCAUAUUGUCAAUAUUGCCGAUGUCUAUGAGAAUACAUAUGCUGGUAAUAAAUGUCUCUUAGUCGUUAUGGAAUGCAUGGAGGGUGGUGAACUUUUUCAACGUAUACAAGAUAAUGCAGAUGGUGCAUUUACCGAAAGAGAGGCUGCUCAAAUAAUGCAUGAAAUCUGUGUGGCCGUACAUUUUCUGCAUAGUCGUGAUAUUGCUCAUCGUGAUUUGAAACCUGAAAAUUUAUUAUACACAUCGCCACAUCCAAAUGCUAUUUUAAAAUUAACAGAUUUUGGCUUUGCCAAAGAGACCCUUAUCAAGGAUACCCUACAAACGCCAUGCUAUACACCAUAUUAUGUUGCUCCCGAAGUUUUGGGCCCCGAGAAAUACGACAAAAGUUGUGACAUUUGGUCUUUAGGUGUUAUUAUGUACAUUCUACUUUGUGGCUUUCCACCAUUCUACAGUAAUAACGGUCUAGCCAUAUCGCCGGGCAUGAAGAAACGUAUACGUACCGGUCAAUAUGAUUUUCCCAAUCCAGAAUGGAAAAAUGUCAGCCAAUCGGCCAAGGACUUAAUUAAAGGCAUGUUAAAUGUAGAUCCCAGUAAACGUUUGACCAUCGAAGAAGUAAUGCGUAAUAAAUGGAUUGCCCAGUAUAUGGAAGUACCAAUGACACCACUCUGUACAGGACGUAUGUUGAAAGAGGGCGAAGAAACAUGGCCUGAAGUGCAAGAAGAAAUGACCAGAUCCUUGGCAACAAUGAGAGUUGAUUAUGAUCAGGUGAGUCAGAUGCACAUCAAGGCCUUGGAUAAAUCAAACAACGCUUUAUUAAGUAAAAGACGAAAAAAGAUUGAGGAAAUGACUGCUGCUCAAAAAAAGUAGAAUG